CCGCCCACUCGCUGCAUUCCUCUUCCAGAACGCAGCCUGACAGCAGCCGAACAGCUCCGAAGUGCGAACUUCUGACCGACCUUUCGGCCUCCUAACAACCGGGGCGACAUCGACGGUUCUCCGGGCUGCGAGGCUAGAACAUCGCCGUAUCAUUCCGCAAUGGUGGACCGAGGCGCGGAUGGAGCGGAGUUUCCCUGAGUUUGGAGUCCUGGGCCCGGCGAUUCCCUCUCCCUCUCUCCCUCACUCCCUCACAGCCUGGAACAACUUCUAGCCCAGAACUUCUCGCCUGUCUCUUCUUUUCCGGCCGUGUCACAUCUCAAAACAGCGACCGCAGCGAUCACAGACCAAUGACCGCUUGCUUUAAGGUCCAGCUCCCCCACCGCCGUGAUUUCGGACCGUCCUGUAGCCGGUAGAGUCCACAAACAUGAGCGGGCAGCCGCCGCAGAGGAGGGGGCCCAACAACGUCGGCUCCAUCCUGCUCACCAAUCAAGAAAAUGACAUGCUUUACAGCCACCUGGGCAAAAAAUGCACUUCUCUGUGCUCGGCAGUGGUGCAGGUGUACGCAGCGGACAGGAACGCCUCCUGGACGAAGCGAUGCUGCGGCGUGGCCUGCCUGGUGAAAGACAACCCUCUGAGAUCUUACUUCAUCAGGGUGUACGACAUCAAAGCAGGCAAAUCCCUGUUUGAGCAGGAGUUCUACACAGACUUCUCAGUGAAGUACCCCAGGUCCUACUUCAUGACGUUCGCUGGAGACACGUGUCAGAUUGGCCUCAACUUUGCCAGUGAGGAAGAAGCCAAGCGUUUCAAAGUGGUGUCUGACGGCCUGUUGGAGAAACGACAAAGGAAAACGGAAAAAAGACGUGAUCCACCCAAUGGACCCACUUUACCGAUGGCAACGGUGGACAUCAAGAACCCUGAGAUCAACAACAUUCGCUACAACAACAACGUUCAAGUCAACAGCAACCUGCACAGCAACUUCAGGAAAGACAAGGCCAAGGGCAAAAACAAGAAGAAGAAGAUCUCCAAGGCUGAAAUUGGCACACCCAGCAAUUUCCGGCAUAUUGGGCACGUAGGCUGGGAUCCUAACACGGGAUUUGACGUUAAUAACCUGGACCCCGAGCUGAAGAACCUCUUUGACAUGUGCGGCAUUUCCGAGGCCCAGCUGAAGGACAAGGAGACGUCGAAGGUCAUCUACGACUUCAUUGAGAAGAAAGGAGGAGUGGAGGCUGUGAAGGAUGAGCUGCGGAGACAAGCUCCUCCUCCUCCUCCUCCCUCCAGAGGUGGCCCGCCUCCUCCCCCUCCACACAGCUCAGGGCCCCCUCCCCCACCCCCUGCUCGGGGCAGAGUAGCACCACCCCCGCCUCCUCCCUCUAGAGCUCCCCACUCGGCGCCUCCUGCGCCUCCUCCUCCACCUCCUUCCAGACCCGGGAUGGUUGCACCUCCGCCACCCCCAAGCAGAGGACACCAGCCAGCUCCUCCUCCGCCUCCUCCUGCGCCAGCCUCCAUAGCCCCACAGACUCCGCCUCCUCCACCUCCUCCAUCCUCUGGAGCACAGCCGCCUCCUCCACCUCCCCCGCCUCCGGGACCACCUCCACCUGCACCUCCUCCUCUCCCAGGGAUGGACUCAGGGGAUGGUCCGCCCUCUCUGGGCGGCGGCAAGUCUGCUCUCCUGGAGCAGAUCCGAGAGGGGGCGCCGCUGAAGAAAGUGGACCAAGGGAACAAACCGUCGGCAAACAGCGGCGGACGAGGUGCACUCUUAGACCAAAUACGGCAGGGGAUCCAGCUCAAAACUGUGUCUGAUGCGGUAGAUUCACCCCCGCCCCCUCCUGUCCCCUCAGCGGGAAUUGUGGGAGCUCUGAUGGAGGUGAUGCAGAAGAGGAGCAAAGCAAUCCACUCCUCAGACGACGAUGACGACGACGAUGACGUUGAGGACUUUGAAGAAGAAGAUGAAUGGGAUGACUAACGACACUACACCCCCACCCCCUUUCUCAACCCACCCCCCCUUCGGCCCCAAUUAAGACACUAAAAUAGUUCCUGUCUCUCUAAAUCUUACUCAGAUUAUAAUGUAAAUGUUCAGCUGGUUUGCUGUAUAUUUUUGUUGCCUUUAAGCUUUUUUUAUUAAUCUGUGCAAUACCUCAUUUCAUCUGUAAAGGUUUGUCAUGUUUUUUUUCUUCUCUGUAAAGUUUUUUUUUUUUUGUUCUCGUUCUCUUGGAUUAACGUGCAAUUUUACAUCAAGUUUUCUUGAUUUGUAGAGUUGAAUGUUUUUUUGUUUUUUUUUUUGUUUUGUUUUUCGUUUAUUUUUUCCAUUAUUCAUCGAAGGUCUAAGGAACAAAGCUGAACGAUCUUAAUACUGAAACUUGCUAUCGGAAGCGCGAGAACACUAUUUUUUCAUACCUUAUUCUUCUGUAACUGACAUCUUUCUUACUCGAAUCCUAGUUUAGCGCCAUUAUUUUCUUACAGAAUCAGCUUUUUUGGCGUGUUUAGCCCCCGCGGCUGAUUUGUAAAUUUACUCAGAGUUUAAGUCGGUUAUAUUUUUGCACGAACUGAAAGAUUAAAAUAUUCCACGACGUGAGAACAGAGCAUUAUCGUGGUGGCAUUUGCGGGGAAAAAAAUGCUCAAACAUGCUUUAGGAUUCAAUACAGCGACCCUGAUUUGUUUUAUCAGCCGGAGAUCGAGGAGAAAUAUUGGUUUGUGUUUUAUUUCUGACGUUCGGAGAGCGGAUGGGUUAUUUUAAGUCCAUGUUGGAGCAUUUAUAUGGGAAAAAAACAGAGUCGCGUCAGACAUUCCUGCAGUUUGACUGCCGUACAGAGCCUUCAUUCACGCUACUAAUGGACGAUGAGCUGUGGGAGAUGCUUUACUAACCUCCUCAUAGAGAAGCCAGUCAGACGUCAUCACUGUUAACUGCAGGGUAAACGCCUCGGCGGGAGCGCCGGACAUGUAGUCGCAGAAAUAUACUGUUUUUAUCACUGCUGGAUUAUUAAGCCAGUCCGUGGAUACUUAAUAAUUCUUUUAACGCUUAUUGUUUUCUUUUUCAACUGGGGUUUAGAUUUGCAUCAGGACAGCGAAGCAUUGGGAAUUAGGUUAAUUAAACUGUACACUCCAAUAAAUGUUAUUUCCAGAA
Molecule: messenger RNA, 3121 nt
Organism: Colossoma macropomum (tambaqui)
Lineage: Eukaryota; Metazoa; Chordata; Actinopteri; Characiformes; Serrasalmidae
Gene: waslb
Product: WASP like actin nucleation promoting factor b
Exons: 11
Coding region: 425-1963 (512 amino acids)
Biological process (GO): regulation of Rho protein signal transduction; actin filament organization
Molecular function (GO): actin binding; small GTPase binding
Source: RefSeq, a predicted model, not a curated record